Messenger RNA from Vicia villosa (hairy vetch), 678 nucleotides. RefSeq lists its product as uncharacterized. The transcript has 2 exons. NCBI's taxonomy places the organism in Eukaryota, Viridiplantae, Streptophyta, Magnoliopsida, Fabales, Fabaceae. Bases 1 to 678 code for a protein of 225 amino acids. The record is from RefSeq and is a predicted model, not a curated record.
AUGGAGGAGAGAAAUAACAACAAGGAAAAUGCAGAGAUCGCUUUGCAAGCUCGACUCAAUGAGAACAAUAAGAAGUCGAAAGGAAAAUGGCUCAUGAUGAGUAAAGGGAAUUUUUUGAACUUUGGUGGGAGAGAGUCUCAAAAUUCAAAGAUUUCUACUUGUCAAAAAGGCAACGGGCUGCGUGACAACAACACUAGUUCCGAGAACGCUGCAAAAACAUGUUGUAACUGGUUAUUUAAAGACAACAGUCAGAUACAUGCAAAAGAAAACGUUAUGGUGACUGUGAGAAAACGAGUUCAAUGCAUUGAAGAAUGGUAUUUGGAUUUCAGUUGUUCUAUGCAUAUGAAGGGGAGGAAGGAUUGGUUUGUCAAAAUCAAUCAAGCCACGAAGAACAAAGUGAAAUUCACAGAUGACACAACUUUAACGGUCGAUGGUACCUGUGAUGUUUUGAUCAUAAAGAGGGGUGAUGGAUAUUCCUUGAGCAAAGAUGUAUUGUACAUUCCAGAAAUAAAAUGUAACCUUAUACGUACUGGCCAAUUACUUGAGAAGGGUUACAUGAUUCAUAUGGAAGACAAGACGUUACAUGUCAUGGAUGCAAAUAGAACUUUCAAGGUUGAGCUAAUGGUUACAGCGCAUAGGUGUCUUGCUACAACGGUUAGUCAAGAAGAGUGGUUAUAA